Molecule: messenger RNA, 1428 nt
Organism: Mesorhabditis spiculigera
Lineage: Eukaryota; Metazoa; Nematoda; Chromadorea; Rhabditida; Rhabditidae
Source: the annotation of a GenBank genome assembly
AUGCGAAUUACCCUGUUUAGACCGGGCGUGACAGGCCGUGACUGUUCUCGUUGCCAGGAACGCCACGCUUUCAUCAACCGGAAGUGCACUUUACUCCGCGAAUUCGUCGGCGGUCUUGCUGUUGACCCAUCGGAUCUGAACAUUCUCGACAUCCAGGGAAAGAGCAAAUACGCCAGAGAAGCCGAUGCGGUCGUCGAUGAGGCGAAUUUCAUGGGAGAACGAGCCGCCCGCGCCGAGCAAGACAUUCUGAAUUACACGACGAGGGCUGAUGGGAUAUCUCGAGAUGCACAGGCUGCAUUCAAACAAUCAUUCAACACCACGCAAUUCUUGAAACACUUUGCGAGAUACGGCGGAAUCUCGGUGGGAGCCGGACAAGUCGAACUCUGGGCUGCUGAGGCUGAGGCUCACCAGAAUGCCACCAUUGAAAGGGGCCGCUAUGUGGAGAAGAGACACGGAAGAGUCCAGGGCGCCAAGACAAAAACCGACGAGCUGAUGAAGAAGGUGCUGCAGUUGAAGCUGAACGACACGGCUUUCGAGGAGAUCAAUCAGCGCCUCGUCGACGUGGAGGGACUCGUUGAAGAUUUCCGGACCACCGUCAAUGCCCGUUCGGAAGUGUCCCAAGCCCGUGAAGGCCAACUCCUCGAUGCAUACGAUAGCUAUCAGAAGAUCAGAGAUAGUCUGGCGGCUGCUGCUGAACACGCCAAUACACUCACCAAUCUGUCGAACAGCUACGCCCAACUGACUGACGAGUACGAUGACGCCUAUGUACAACCAUCAUCGAAACACGCGAUGGAAUUGGCAAAACACUCUAAAAGGGUCGGGGAUGCUUUCAGAACGACGAAAGCGGAAGCGGCAAAUCCACUCAAGGCCUCUGCUGCCUAUGAUGAUAUUGUUGGAGCACUCAGGAAUGCGACUAUGGCUGUCGAAAAGGCACAGGAAGCCGUGACCGAAUCCCAUAAUCUGGCCGUCGGAUCUGGUGAAGAAGAAAAGGAGAAGGGAUUGGCUAUUCUGGUGGCUGGCAGUCAAGAGUACAGUACCGUACUCUCUGGAGAGGCCGCAUCGAUUCAGCGAAUCUGGUCGUCAGAAGAUCUGGCUGGAAAGGGAAAAGCGUUGAAGGAAAGGCUGAGUCUUGUCAAUGAGCAGAUCAUCGAUAUGACGAGGAGGAAGGACGCUAUUAGACCCCAGCUCGAAAACUUUGACGAUCAACACGAGAGAAUGGGUGGUCUGCAACAAAUGGCUGUAGAGACCGCCCCAUCAUCUGCCAAUCGUUUCCACGUCAAAUUCCGCCCUCUAAAGGGAGUCCCGGAUGCUGUUAUUUUCUCGACUCGAACGAAAGGAAGAAGGACACAGGCCAGCGAAUACGUUGCUGUUGAGGUUGUCGACCGUCGCGUCGUGGCCCAUUGGAAUAUUGGAGGCGGCAAGAAGAAG